Molecule: messenger RNA, 744 nt
Organism: Pterocles gutturalis (yellow-throated sandgrouse)
Lineage: Eukaryota; Metazoa; Chordata; Aves; Pterocliformes; Pteroclidae
Gene: NSL1
Product: NSL1, MIS12 kinetochore complex component
Exons: 5
Coding region: 1-744 (247 amino acids)
Biological process (GO): mitotic sister chromatid segregation
Cellular component (GO): MIS12/MIND type complex; kinetochore
Source: RefSeq, a predicted model, not a curated record
AUGGCCUUGUGGAGCUGUUGGUGGGCAGCCCGGGCAGGAGCGUGGAGCAGGAGGGGCCUGGCCAGCCGCAGGUGUCGCACCCCUGUGCCCGAAGGAUGGCUCCUCAGGCCCUCCCGUGUCUUGCAGAACUUCGAAGCAGCGGUGCGGGAGAAUGUCACCAUUAACGGGCAGCCCUGGGGGGAGACGUCGGAUGAGUCCGAGCUGCAGAGCGGUUCCAACAUCAAAAUUCUUGAAGAUCAAUUUGAUGAACUAAUAGUGGAGACAACAACAAAGCGUAAGCAGUGGCCUAGAAAGAUACUGAUGCAUGCUGUCCAGACUAUGAAAGCAGAGCAAGAGAUGCUGAAACUCUACCAGCCUCUUGUAACACCAGAAGAGAUAAGAGCCCAGCCUUCUCAAGAUGCUUACAUCACGGAUCUGAAGCAGGUGACAGAGAUGGCAUCCAAACAGAUCAGUGGAGCAAUGAAGGCUCUCCCCGUGCUACUAGAAAGAGCAGAAGGUUUUUCUCAAGUGUUAACUCGGCAACCAACCUUGGAACUCUGCAAGCUGCAGCAAGAGGUCUUUGCUGGUUGCAAGGCAAAGGAGGAAAAUAAUGUCCAAAAUUUUUUAUCACCAGGAGAAGUUACACCAACAGACGCUAAUACCAGUAAAAAUCCUUAUGUUUUGCUGAAAAGAAAAAAAGCUGUAAGUUCACCAGAAAGAAGACGCUACCCACUUCGACGGAGAAAGAUUACUCUCACCGCUUGA